Molecule: messenger RNA, 32647 nt
Organism: Pelobates cultripes (western spadefoot toad)
Lineage: Eukaryota; Metazoa; Chordata; Amphibia; Anura; Pelobatidae
Source: the annotation of a GenBank genome assembly
GUCAAAAUACCUCUAACUACUGAAUUUGUUGCUCGGAAUAUCUUGUUUGUCGUGUAUUGGCUGCAUGCAUACUUCUUAUUCCUGUAUUUUAUGACUAUAGCAAUCGAAUCUGAACAGGCCGGAUCCGGGGAUUCGCCUUCACAUUGCCGCCGCGGGACAGGCGUGCUGGAGACGGUGUUGUCCUUACGCUAGUCCGGGGACCUGCUCAGCGCUAGGCCGCAGGAGAGUGCGUGCUUCACCGAGGUGCUGUCGGUGAGCUGGGGCUGUUACACGGGGGUAUAUGAGCUGGAUGUAUAAUUGGGAGUUUACUAGGGACUGAAAUCGGCGCUUGGUCUUUUCAAUGUGAUGUUUAAUAGGGACCUGCCAGAAAUGUUUAUACGGUCCCUUGAAUGAAUGAAGAUCCCCUACACCACCUACAGCCAAAGGGGGGAUUCACAGUACAAAGAACGUGAAGUUACACUUUUAAGAAGAAGAAUAUAUCCGCUUCUUACAGUAACAUUAACACCAUUCAAUUUAUUUCUAGAUAAUUAAGACUUUAUAAAAAAAAAUAAACAUUUAGUGACUUUGCUUUUUGAAUAGGAAUUUACAUGUUUAAUUCGCUUUAUAGGACUUUAUAGGGUUAUUCACUAAACUAGGAAAUGUGUAGAAUUGACAAGGGAAUUUUGGUUUGCUCCUUUUUAUCUUUCCAUUUGUGAUUCACAAUUCCCAGUUUAGUGAAUAAACCCCUGAGUAUAGCUCACUGGUGUAAAGCCAGAUAUUCAUUAACAUGUUUCCUUGAGAAUAGUGUCACAAGUGUGGCACAAUUAUCUCCUGCUAUUAUGUAUUAAAGCUCUGAGUGUUCCUUUAAAAUAAAGUAUACAUUGCCUUAUGGUUAACAAGUGGAUGUAUUUUUAGACUAUCGAUGCCUAAGCACAAAUUUAAAUAUUUCAAUACCUGAUUAAUGAUCUUUAAAAAAAAAAUUUUUUGCUGUUAUUAAAGAAGUUGCCAAAGAUAGGUUUACAGUUAUCCUAGAACAAAACUCUAAGCCCCAAAACCUCUUCAAAUUAAUGAUAAGUCCCAGUCCUAUUUCUUGAACAACAUUGAUGCUUUGAUAAUUGGGAAUGUUUACAUCUGGCCAAAAACACGCCUGUGGUGGCCGCCAGACCGCCACUAGAAAUGCUUCCUUCUUCAAGAUCUUCGAUUUUUGAUUGUGGUUACAUAUGGUGUCAUUCAUACACAGCAUGAUAAUGUUGAAUGUGGCAAAUGAUUCUCACAGAAAACCAUUGGAUUCAGUGCUUCUCUGUGAGAAUUAUUUGAUGGACACAUUGUGGGGAUUGCUGUGCAUGCUCUGUAGAGAAGCUUUAGAUUGGACCACAGUUCAUCAGGAUUGAUGAUUUCACUCUGGACAGGUUAAGGUGCAGAGAGAAGAUAUUGUCUGUCAUGAAUAGCAUGUAAGUUUUGUUAAUUACCCUUGGCUACUGGAGAUCAACCUUUGAUCCGCCAUGUGUAUAAUAGAAUACUCCACAGUUGGGAAAUAAAAUUAAUGUAUGCUGUUGGAAAAAUUUAUGUUUUAUCUACAGCUGGGUAACCUUCAUGCUCCUCUCUUUUCUGACAGUCAGUCACUGCUUCCCACAGUUUGACAGUCACCUCCUCCUUUAUAUGUAAUUAUGUAUAUGUAAUUAUUUUUGAUCGCUCUCACUUUCAACUUAGCUUUAUGGCACUAACAUAGUAAAAUAAGCUCCAGUCGUUUAAAAAUUAACCUUGCUAUCCACAUAUUUAUGUAUGACGUCUACUUUUUAAUUUUUAAUUUGUUUUGUAUUUGGUUUAUUUACUUAUCUAUUUAUUUAUUUUUUAGGUGAGAAUACAAUGAGUGAGAGCUCUGGUCUUCAAUAUGUCAGCCCUUAUGCCUUUGAGGCAAUGCAGAAGGUGGACGUGGUACGAUUGGCAGCCUUGAGUGAUCCUGAAUUGAGGCUCCUCCUGCCUUGCUUAGUCCGCAUGGCCUUAUGUGCUCCAGCAGAUCAAAGUCAGAGCUGGGCUCAAGACAAGAAGCUUCUCCUCCGGCUGCUAUCAGGAGUGGAAGCUGUGAAUGCCAUUGUAGCCUUGCUGUCUGUGGAUUUCCAUGCACUUGAGCAGGAUGCCAACAAAGAGCAACAGCUCAGGUGUGACUUUCUUUAUCCAUAAGGGGUAUAUAUUGUAUGGAACCGCCAGUUUACCUAUCAAACCCUUUAAGGCACACUUUACAUUUUAAUAUAUAUUUUUCUUUCUUCAAAAGUGGACCAUGCACAUGACUGAGAAUAGCAUUUUAUAAGAUUUCCUUUAAUGUGUUUGUUAUUGGUAAAAGGGAAAAAUCGUUUCCUUGUUUUUAUUCCAUUCUAAAAUACACACUCUCUCGGCAUUGUUGAUUGCUUAAAGGGAUACUAUAGUGUUUGCAAUACAAACCUGUAUUCCUAACGCUAGAGUUCUCUCCCCACUCCCUUGCGGCCCCCGGCCAAUAAAGGGUUAAAACCCCUUGAAUCACUUUUCCGAUUCUGUUUUGCUGCUGGAUCCAUGCAAGCCUUCAGACUUAUUGACUAAAGUCAGGCUGCAUUGUGAUGCUCAUUUUUGUUUCUGUCAUUUUAAUAUUGAUGAAACACUUUAGGGUCAGAAACACAAACAUAUAUUCCUGACCCUAUAGUGUUAAAACCACCAUCUAGCCGCCCCUCUCCCAUUUUCUCCCUAAAUAUAGUAAAAUCUUACUUGUAUUCAAGUCUGCAGCUGAUGCUUCUGCCACUGCUUUUGCUUGCUUACAGCUGACAUGCUCAGAAGUGAUUCUGUGAGCCAAUUACAACACUUUCCCUUAGGAUUGGUGGAGACUUUCAAGGGGGAAGAUCAGGGGCAGAGCCAGUAUAAGUCAAACACAGCCCUAGUGAAUCAGCAUCUCCUCAUAGAGAUGAAUUGAAUCAAUGCAUCUCUAUUAGGAGAGUUCAGUGUCUGCUUGCAGAGGGCGGAGACACUGAAUGGCAGUUCUGCACAGUGUGCAGCACUGCCUCAGGAAGCAUCUGUAAUAGCCAUCUGAGGAGUGGCCAGUGGAGGUAUCACUAGGCUGUAAUGUCAACUGCAUUUUCUCUGAAAAGACAGUGUUUAUGCAAAAAAACUGAACGUAAUGAUUCUACUCAACAGAAAAAUACAAUAAGCUGCAUUUGUUCUGGUGAUUAUUCGUGCAAUAAUUCAGUGUCUCCAUUGCAAAGAGUGGAGAAAAUGAUUGGCAGGGCCCCAGGAAACACCUCUAGUAGCCAUCUCAGGAGUGGGCAGUAGUGGUAACCCUAGGCUAUAAUGUAAACAUUGGCUUUUCUCUAAAAAGACAGUGAUUACUGCAAAAUGCCUGAAUUGACUAACUAUACUCAGCAGAACAAAUAUAUUAAGCUGUUCUGCUGACUGUAGUGUCACUUUGAGGUCAGAGUAGUUGAAUGAAAAGCAUAACUACUUAGAGAAAUUGUCCAGUUCAGCCAUUUUGGCAUUGUACUUGAAAUUCACCUUGAAUUUUCAUUUUAGUGAAUAACCCCAAUAAUUUGUUCUUCCUUUUUUUUAUUUUUUUUAUUUUUAUCAACAUUGCUCUCUGUUUUCUAGAUACUGCUGCCUGUGUGUUCUAGAAGCAAUUUAAAAAUGCGAGGAGGCCUCAGUGUUUCUUUUUAUUGUAUCCAUAUAACUUGAUUGUAAUAAAUUACAAUUUGUUAAUCUUUGUCUAGGCACAAACUUGGAGGUGGCAGUGGAGAAAGCAUAUUGGUAUCACAACUUCAGCAUGGUCUGACGCUGGAAUUUGAACACAGUGACUCUCCUCGACGCUUGCGUCUUGUUCUUAGUGAACUCUUGGCCAUAAUGAAUAAGGUAUUCAUGCCAUGCCAUGUUUGUGCACAAAAUCAGCGUAACCAACGGCAUAUAAACUUAGAAAUGUAUGUAUGGGACUUUUGGACCUGUUGGCUUUGGUUAAAAUAACAUACCGCAGUGUUACGGAAAUAGGAGGCCUUUAUCAAGGACUACUGAUAUGUUAUUGCAUAACUAUUGUGCAUUAUAGUUGUAUUACAUUUUGGACUAUGUGUUAUAUGAUUCACUAUGUGAUUUGUACUCCAUUGCAUCUAGAGUGCAACAAAAACUGUCUUGUCUGGGUAUCAGAUUAUAGUCCAGUGUUCUGUUAGUUGUCACUUGUCAGUAGGUUAAUCUGAAAACCUUAUUGAGUUUAAUACAGAGUUCCAUGUUUUAAUUUAUAAGGUUGCAGACUCCAAUGGAGAUUUUUUUGUCAAGUCAUGUGAACUAUUUGAAAGCCCAGUGCACAUGGAGGAAGCAGCAGAUGUUCUUUGCAUCUUACAAGCAGGUACUAAAACACAUUGUCACAAAAUAUACAUUGUAAAGGCUUUUGCAGUAUUUUCCAACACUUUAAUAUGCAACGCUGCAUAUCUUUCAGAGGCUUAUGGAUUAUAUUAAAUAUAUGUAUAGUUUACUUGAAUAAAUAAAAAUACAUGUUGUGGCUGUCCACUAAGAGUUAGGAGUCAUUUGUCUAGAUAAGUGGCUCUUCAGUUAUAUGACGUGGAUUCGAAUUUCGUACAUUACAUCAAUGUAGCUAUCCAUUCUUCAGUUGUACACAUUCUCCAAUGCAGUGCGUGCCCUGACUGUGUUCAUAUUGAGCUGGAUUGUGAUGUUAUUUGCCAUAUCUUUAAUGAACAUUUAAAGUUUUAUAGGUUAUUUUCAUUGUUCAGUAAUUGGCAGAGAAUAGUAAUGGGUAAUAUUUACAACAAGUUACUACAAGGUGUGUUUGUAAUCAGAAGAUCUGCUUUCUGUGUACUGGUAAUGCCAACCCACAUUGUUAUUUAUUAUUGAUAUUUUAACUAAUGCAGAAAAUCCAUUUAUGUAGACCAUUAGUUUAUGACUUAUAAUGUUUCCAUUCCACUGUGCUAUUUGCAGAAUUACACACCCUUUUGCCAAUCACCAGCAUGGCAGAAGCUCUUCUUCAUGUUCGAAAUGGGGCCUGGUUCCUUUGCCUACUUGUUGCAAAUGUCCCUGACAGUUUUAAUGAAGGUAUGUAUUUAUUUAUUUAUUUGUCUUUAUUAACAAGAUGAUUUUGUAACCAGGCAGAAUUCUGUUUGCAUUUGUACACUUUGUUCUGCGGUGCUCAGUGCACAUCUGUAAAUAUCAAAUUAUUUAUCGGUCCCAUUUAUUUAAAUAGAGCUUUGCUUUAUAUAGGUUCCCAAAUACAACUAACAGGGACAUGUGUAAAUGGAUUGUUGCAAAUGUCCCUGACAGUACUCUAUACAUUAAAACUCCUUAUUUUAAGUCUGCAGAAGCUUGAUAAAGAAUGGAGAGCGUCAGGAUGAGGAGAGUGUUGGAGGAAGACGUAGAACUGAAGCAUUGCGCCAGCUUUGCAAGAUGAACCCAUCUCAGGCCCUCAAAGUGCGAGGCAUGGUGGUAAGAAGCUAUUAACCUACUGUCCAAUAAUGGAAAGAGAGAAAAGGUUAACUUUUACUAGUUUUUGAUUUCUGCCAGCACUAGUACAUUGACACUAGGGGGCAAAUAAAUCUUGGACAUCAAAGUGAUGCAUCAAACACAGAACAAAAUUUUAUGUUUUCUGAAUAUACAUCUUGUGCUGCCUAGCUACAUCAUUGCAUAAUACUAGAUUUAUUAGGAUGAUCUGUGAAAAUCUACCCAUAUAUUGCACUGAAAUUCAACAUAAAUUCAAUAUAUACUUAAAGCAAGGUAAGUGAGGUAUACAUAAGACAGUAAUAAAAAAGUAGUCAGACAGUGGCAAAAUGGGUAAAAGCAGGAAUAUUGAUUAUCUUGUGCCUGCCUUGCUGUGUCUUCUAGGACUUCAUAGGUCUUUAUUACAAAUACAAACAACAUGUAUGAAAGGCUUGAAGAACUGUACAUCCGUUUUUUUGUGAGUCCCUUUUACAGGAUUGCAUUAGUAUCAUUUUGGAAAAACCUCCCAGGUUUACCAUAUGUUUCUCCCAAAACAUUGUUCAGGUAGAAGAAUGUCAUCUCCCAGGACUUGGAGUGGCAUUAACACUGGACCAUACCAAAACCGAGGCUGGUGAAGAUGGAGUGAGCAACAUGGUUUGUUUUGUGAGUGGACUGCUUCUUGGGACAAAUGCAAAAGUGCGCACUUGGUUUGGAACUUUUAUCCGGAAUGGCCAACUGGUAAAAAGCUAAAUUAUUUUUUAUAUCUCAUUUCCAAGCAAGAUAGUAGCUACUUUUGAUUUUUUUUUCUUCUUUUUUCUUCAUUACCGUCUUUAUUAACAGUACAUGAUAAACAAAUCUGGAUGUAUUUUGUAAGCAUGUAGAUCCAUGCCUCUAUGUUUACAAAAUGAAAAAUAACUGCAUUAUAAAAAAAAGCACUGUUGGAGCAAUGUGCCACUCUGCUGUAUUCCCAGUGUGAGUUUACCAAUGUACUAGUUGUGCGAUGGUUUAUGUGCCACUUAAUUCAUGUAUAAGUGAUACAAUAGCGUUCUGCCAAUGCAUUUCGUACCUACACAGAAUUUGCAAUUCCUUCUCCCACUUUUUUUCCCUUUCUUGUUGUAUCUUAUGUACUCACUCUAGUUACUGUAUAUUUGAACUUGGGUUCACUAACAAAGUACCUAAUUUCAUUAAAGGGUUAUGUUUACCAGUAUAUGUUUACAACUUUUAGAAUAUUGAACGUGUGAUGUUCAACUACUGUAACUUUACUGAUGAUUUAUAAUCUAAAAUCUUAUGUGAAAGAAUGUAAGCAUUGAACUAUAUGCCUUCUACAUAUGAACCUUGAGUCUCAAUAAAAAUUUAAUUUGAAAAAAAAAAGAAACUAAAAAUAACAAACUGAAUUAUUAUAGAACGAUGCACACCGUAUGUAGUUCUGAUAUUGGCAGCUUUGUUUUCCCUGUCACUAGUGACAUUAUACUUUACCGUGCACCACUCCAAAGCUAUGACAUUGCUUUAUAGGUGGGGGAAAUUUAAGUUUUUAUCACUUAAUCCAUAGUUGCAACUCUCUGUAAUAUACACAUAUUUGACAACUUAGUCCUCGAUUGAAUAUUGUUGGAUAAACUUGCCAAAUGAUUUAAUAUUUUUGGAUAUUUUUUUUCUCAACAUAUUAAAGCAGUACUAUCACUGUCUGUGAACUUUGACAAAUUUGCUAAGUCCACCCACAGUGACAUCGCUGUUGUUGGUUCUGUAAAGGGGAGGGGGACACAGGUAAAGGUGAGAUUACUUACCUGAACCUGUAUUUCAUGGGCACUGCUAUCUUUCUCGCUCUGCUCUGAAAUUACAGCAUUGAGGUCUGUGGUUUCUCUGGGGAUUCUCCAUAGAUUUUGCCAAUUCUCUGCAGUUGUCACUGGUGACAGUGCUGAUUUAAAGUAUCAAUAAAUAUAUGUAAAAUAAUGUAUUAAAACAUUGUUCAUAAUAUUAAUUCAUAUUAAAAGUUGAUCCAAAAAUAUGAAAUAAUUUGAAAAACUUAUCAAAAAUAUGAAAUCGAGGUGUUUGGGGUGAUUUUAAAGUAGAUGCAUCAUCUGCAAAUCUGAUCUGUGCUUGAAAAUGUAUCCUCCGCAACAAUGCAAUGUUUUUAUAUAUAAUGUUCUAGCUAAAUAGAGGGCUUUUUUAAAGUUGAAAAUGGUAGUCAAUUGCAGUUUAAUUUUCUCUCACCGAGCAUGCAGAUUAAUUAAUUAUAAUUAAUUAUUAUAAUAGAUUAAUUACUAUAAUAGUUAAGUGCACAAUAGAUAUUCUAGUAUUUACUCUGCCUUUAAUACAUGCCUGUGGUCGUUUUUAGAGAAGAAAGGAAAACAGCAGUUCGGUGCUAUGGCAAAUGAGAAGGCAGCUUCUGUUGGAAUUAAUGGGGAUCCUACCAUCAGCUAAGAGUACAGAAGCAGACUCUAAUGCACAGUCUGGGCCAUCUUUUUAUUCAGGACUGAAGGAAGAACAUGUAGUAAAAGCCAGUGCUCUUUUGCGUCUAUACUGUGCCUUAAUGGGAAUUGCUGGCCUUAAGUAAGUAAAAGUGUUUUUCGUUUUAACCUCUUCUUGCAAGAAAAAAAACUAAGUAGAACUUUAAAGGACCACUAUAGGCACCCAGACCACUUCAGCUUAAUGAGGUGGUCUGGGUGCCAGGUCCACCUAGGAGUAACCCUUUCUGCUGUAAACAUAGCAGUUUCAGAGAAACUGCUAUGUUUACAAAUGGGUUAAUCCAGCCUCUAGUGGCUGUCUCAUUAACAGCCACUAGAGGCGCUUCCGCGCUUCUCACUGUGAUUUUCACGGUGAGAAGACGCCAGCGUCCAUAGGAAAGCAUUUUUAAUGCUUUCCUAUGAGACUGGCUGAAUGCGCGCGGGGCUCUUGCCGUGCAUGCGCAUUCAGCCGAUGACGGGGAAUGGUGGAGGACAGUUCCCUGCGCUGAGGGAGCCAGGUGCUGGAAAAAAGAUAAGAUUUAACCCCUUCCACCACCUAGAGCCCGGCGGGAGGGGGGACCCUGAGGGUGGGGGCACCCUCAGGGCACUAUAGAGCCAGGAAAACGAGUAUGGUUUUUCUGGCACUAUAGUGGUCCUUUAAAUGUCAAAAUGAAUAACUGGCUUAAAGAGAGCUGACCCAUUUUUCUAAUUAUUAUAAAGAUAAUAAAAUACAUUUUAUUCAAAAACAGUACAUUCAAAAUAAUAAAGAAACACAUACUUAUAGAGGCCAAGUGCCAAUUAUAAUGACUGAAUUAGUUAUGCUGCUUUAAAACUAUGUUAAAGAGAGCCUGUUAUGAGGUCACAGCAAUAAAUUAUAUCUUUCAUUUCUGAUUCAACCCACUUGUUCCUGCACACAUUUGCCUUCCUCAAAUGUGGCUAACCCUGUUUGGGAGCACUUCUCCAAGCAAAUCAUACUUCAUCCCUAAAUCUGGCUUUUUUUUUUUCCAGCAUAUUUCAAUGCGAAAUCCUAUAUUCCUGUAGAAAAGCAAAACACAUGCUCGUCUAUAGAAAAGUUAAUCUGCUCUUCCCUGUCUCUCAGUUCUUGGCAUACAGGGCUAUGCCAUCACAAAUGAACAAUUCUGCUUGCAUUGUAUAUAGAUACAUUUUUAUGAAGUCCAAUUUAAAAAAAACUUGUGUGUGUUAGGACAGGAACAAUUUUAAGUAUCUUAUUAUCAUUAUAUGUGAGCUAGCUUAUUUCCAUUUGCUUUAACGUAUUAACCUCUGCCUUAUCUUUUUUUCUUUUCAGUGGCCACUAAUGAUUUAUUAAUACAAAUACAUUCACUAUAUUUAUUUAAUAAUUACAGGCCAACAGAUGAAGAAGCAGAGCAAGUGCUUCAGCUGAUGACAAGCCGUCCACCAGCUACUCCUGCAGGCGUGCGCUUUGUGUCUCUCUCUUUCUGUAUGCUAUUGGCUUUCUCCACUCUAGUGAGGUUAGUUUUUUAAGCCGACAGUUCUAUUUAUCAUAUACAAACUUCCAGGCACACCCAAUGGUUUCUUUAAAAGGCAGUCUUUAUUUUGAAACAAGUCUCAUAUAGGAGCCAAAAUGUUGUCACUGCAUUUUGUUUUAAAAUAAAGACUGCCUCUUGAAGAAACCAUUGGGUGUGCUUGGACAUUUGUAUAUGUUUCCAGUAAAUUUUGUGGGGAAUUUGCCCUCCGUAUCUGGAGCACACUGGUGGAAGUAAUUCUUUGCAGUGCGUGCAGUGCUCACUUUUAUGUGCACAGUACUAUUUAUCAUUAAAAUAGGAACACUGCAUCUUAACUUAAGGACCUUAAAAUAAAGCAAUUUUUAUUGGCUGCAUUCCAAGUUCAUUACAUUACAGGUCUGGAUACUCUCCUUAAAGAAACACUCUAGCGUUAGAAAUACAAACAUGAAUGCCUAAUGUUAGUUUUAUCCACUAAUUAGAUAGCUUUCCCUUAGGAAACUAAACAAAUAUGCUUUACUUACCUUGCAUUCCGCUGUGUGCCAGUGUUACCAUGGCUGCGACUCCUCUCCCGGCUGAGCUAAUCAUUAUAGAUGAUCUCAGCCAAACCUAUGCUUCCUAAUAGGGAAGCAUUGGGGCAGAGUGCACGUGCACAGAAAUUGCUGCUACACGCCAAUUAAUCUCCUUAUAGCAGGGGUUCCCAAUUAAUAUUUCCCGUGGAACCCUUUGACAUAGUAGACCAACAUCUUGGAACCCCCCUCCCCGCCCUCCCCCCCACCCCCCCCAAAAAAUAAUUUGCGCCGUAACACAAACCUUUUAAUAAAUGGCUUUAUUAAAAAAGGCAAUGUAUUGGGGGCGGGGUCUGACAACCAAGAUGGCUGGACGUGUUCUGUGAAGACUCCGGCACAAUACAGCUAUAUACAAGCCUGUAUCGCUCAAUUCUGCUUGGGAGGCAACUUCCCACAACUAUAAUCCAGCCUGGCUCUGAGCAGGAACAAGCAGGUACCUGAUUUGACCCGUAAAAUCGAGUCUUUGUGGCGUCCAGCUAUGUGGUCUAGCCUGGUAUGCAGCCUGGUGCCUGGGGGAGGCAGCCGAUCUUCCGACAUGGGGCAUGCUUCCAACACCACUCGUAAAGCAGCCCUGCAACCCUCCCUCCCCCCCCCACCUCUGGACUGGUGGGGGAUAUCCCGGUCCCCGCUGGGGAAACUCACCUAUUCACUGCAGCAGUAUUCCCCGCAGUGCCACCGACCGCAUGGCGGUCUCAAGAUGGCUGCUGCAUCACAACACUCCCAUCCCCAAGAGAGCAUACCUACUAUGACCUGGAGGGAGUGCUUCAACAUUAAAUUCGACAAAAUAUGCGAGGAGUUCUGGGAGCGCAUCUCCAACAUAUCUCCCACCACUGCACUGCGUGAAAUGCCCAAAACAUAUGAUGCCGAGCCAGUCCAGCCUAGGGCCCGCAUGGGGGCAUGCUUAAUUAGAUGCCCUUGACCCAGACUGGUCCCCAGAUAUCGGAGGAUCCACGUGACCCGGGACCCUGACAGGAGAAGAUGGAGUGCCCGCAGAAACGCAUCAAUGAAGACCCACCGAGCCUGGGCUUUGAAGGCAUCACAAGCUUACAUGAGGAGGAGAACCCCAGACCACAUGGCAGCUGAGCAACAUGCUCUUCGGGAGAAGCAGAGCGAGGAUCCAAUACACAGAGGACCACACACAGCACCCCGGCACGUACCUUGGCUGGGACGGCGGGACAACAAUGAGUCAGCAACGAACACAAGCAGCUCCCGGUAUCUCCACAUCAUGCCGAACUGUGUCCUACCCCCUGAAGGCAUUGGUUAGGGUGGGAACUGUGAAGGGACUCUCUGGGAAUCACUGUCCUUUAUCUUGUCUCCUUCUCUCAUCCAUUAGUCAUGGACAGCAAAGUCCCCUCAUCUUUAUAACUCCUAACAGGGAGUUUUUUUUAAUAUAUUUCCCUUGAUUUUCACUUUAUCUUUGUCUACUCGAUGCAGUUACCAUGGGGUGGCCUACUGAGCGGUUACAACUGUUAAUCACUCGACUGUUUUAUUUAGCAAGUUCUAGCAUGUUUACGCUCAGCAAGUAAUUUCAUACUCACUGCUUUAGAUCGGCUUGUCUAACUAGCCUUACUGGCAGUCAGCCUGUAAAAAUUUUCAGGAUUCAGCAGUUUUAUUUCUCAUCUUAGAGAUCUAUCACAAAUGGCUAGCUUGUGUUUCUUGAGUAUUAUUUUAUCUUUUAAAAUGUACAUCUUAAUUAGACAUUCAGAGAUCUAAUCAUCAGUUUGUAAUAGCUUAUUUUGUUUUACACCAAAUGUCACUGUCUAAUUGAAUAUGCUUCUCUGCACACCUAAAAUACAGAAUAUAAAAGAUAGAUGAUAAUAUAGUAUAGUGUCAUACUGGCAGUGUUUUGCUAACUGUUCUCAGCUGUUCUACUCCAUGAACAAUAUAGACCUAUAAAGUUAGCAUGAGAAUGUUUGGCUAAUAUCUAGUCUGUUAAUUGUACAUGCACCUCCUGUAAAUCCUAAGGGGAAGGUCUCCUAACUACCCAACCGAUACCCCGAUACAUGCUCUUGUUUAGCAAUCUACAGAGGAUGAAUGUCUUUCAUGUGCGUCCAGCAUGUUUAAUACCGACACAGUCUUGUAUUAUAUUAUGAUUUUAGUGUAAGUUACCUAACCUGGCAAGUCUCCUAACCAAACUCACCAAUAUAUGCCUAUACCAUGAUUUUUGGCUGGAUAGACCUACCUAGUGAUUGUACUACCCUGUUCAUAACAAACAAAAAUUGUGCAUGCCUUAUCCAAUGUUUCACGAAGCCUGAGGAUUGCCGUUGGGGUACUUCAGGCCUGUUUGUAGUAAUAUGCACUGCUAAAAAAAAAAAGCCAAUGUAUUUAUCUUUGUACUCUGCAUGGUUUUGCUCAAAAUGACAAUAUUUGGCACUUGUGAAUCCAAUUGAUAAGUAGCUGUCAUCAUAUUUUCUUUUCUUUGUUUGAGAAGACGAUUGGGUAGCAUUGAGUGUUUUUUAAUUUUUUCACGGAACACCGGUUGGGAAAUGCUUCCUUAUAGAAAUAAAUUGACUCAAAGAUUGCAGGACCGAAGCAGAAGGCCCCUCUAGAAGUGCUCAUAGGAGGCAAUGUAAACAUUGAAGUGUUUGCAUUGCAAAGACUGCAUGCACAUUCUUGUUCUUUCACCAGAAAAAAUUUAAGCUGUAGUGCCUCUGGUAUAUUAAGGUUAAGUAUUACAUGUUGUUUAAAUGUUAAAUAGCCAUUAGUACCCCCCACCCUGCCAACCAAAAAUAUAUAAUUACAUUUUUUUCAACAUAUGUUAUUUUGCAGCACACCAGAACAAGAACAGCUGAUGUUGUUGUGGUUAAACUGGAUGAUAAAAGAGGAGGCUUAUUUUGAAAGGUGAGUUUGUUUUAUUGUAUUCUAAAUCGUACAGAUCGUGUGUGUGUGUGUGUGUGUGUAUGUAUAUAUAUAUGUAUGUGUGUGUGUAUAUAUAUAUAUAUUAAGAGGCGUUUUUCCUUCUCUUCUGAAUGAUUUUUUUGUUUUUGUAUUUUUUACAGUACUGCUGGUGUGUCUGCAUCAUUUGGAGAGAUGCUGCUAUUGGUUGCUAUGUAUUUUCAUAGCAAUCAGCUCAGUGCCAUCAUUGAUUUGGUCUGUUCUACUCUUGGAAUGAAGGUGACUGAAAGUCCAUGAAUGCUUUAGAAUAGGGGAGGCAGGUUUUUUUUUUCCCUCUUGUGAUAGUGACAUAUGUCCAUUUAUAUUCUAAAGAAUAAAGGGGACAGUAAGUUUCUGAUGCUUGAGAUGUAUUUGUGAAAUGGAGACGGCAUCUCAAACAACCACAUAGUCAGAGAUAGGAUGGAUAAACAUAAAGAUGGGAGUAGCACCCUGAAAUGUCCUCAAAUAUCCAGUAAAUAGCGUGGGGGACACGAGACAGCUUGAAUAAAUGUGAGUGUUCCUAUAUUUAUUUACUCAUCAGGCCUGUGGUACUAAUACAUCGUACACUAUAUUGGUGUCUAUUGUGUUUAUUUUACAUACAAAAGAUACACAGCAUAUACUUGGGUGGGGAUUAUACCGCCCAGGUGCACAGAAGUAGAGCUAACUGAUAGCUCUUUAUUUAUACUCCCACUUAUAUUUUACAUACUACACUAUAUACUCCUCCUUUUGUUCCUUUUUCAUAAUGCCUAUAUUUCAAGACAUUUCACGGUGUUACUCCCACCUUUUAUGUAUACAUAAAGGUGUGAGUACACUUACUGCACACUUAAAGGGUAACUGUUCACUUUGGUAGUGUCAGGAUUUUACCUGAGGUGGGAGUCUGUAGCGCAGAUAUAUUUUCUCACCCUUGCAGAUUGACAAAGUCCAAGGUGAGUAGGUAAGAAGCCACCUGGACUGUGAAUCUGUGCACGGGGGCUGUGCAGGAAAGGUGAUUCCAAUGCAGUACUGACAAGGACACAAACAGCAGGAUAGUCAAGGGAUAGCCGAAGUCAAAGGAUGCCUGAGGUCAGGAUAAACAAAGUCAGAAGCCUGGGUCAAUAUGGAGUACAAGUUCAGGAGACUUGAAAACAGUAACUGAACACAUAUACCAGGAUCAAAGACUUGAUAAAGUUCCAAGGGCGAAGCAGUGCUUAUAUACCCAGCUGAUUACUGAUCUGUCUCAGGUGAAGCACAGGCAAUGACCACAGAAGAAAUUCAGCCCCCAGUGCUGCAGACAUAGUCAGGCAGAACAGGGCUAGAAAUACUCCAAGGAAUAGGAACUGCUGUGGCUUAAAGGCAGUCUGGAUGUCACGGUGAGAAGCAUGACAGGUAGAAUAAAAUCUAUUCCUGAAAGUAUAAAGCGUUAAUACCAUAAAUUAUCUGAAAUAAAUUAAAAUAGACACUUUCAAACCUUGCACAGCUGUAUUUGGAAACAUUACUUUUGUAGGUGCUUCUUCAAUGUAUUAUAUUGUAAGACAACAGCUUCAUUAAGCUGAGGUUUAUUUUCAGAAUAUAGCAGUGGAUGUGGCUAUGGUGCCAGGAUUUCACUGGCAUUUUCUUCUAAUGGUCUGUCACUUAUCUCAAUCCAGCACCUCACAGAUAUCACCAAAGCUGAAUUUCCUCCUUCUGCAUUGGCAAUAUAACUUCUAUUCAUCUGAUGAACUAAUUGAUUGGCUGAGAGUGCUCGGCCAAUGAAUUUUGUCUUUAGUGGCAUAAAAUUGAUAUAUAUAAUGCAGAAGGGGAGUACCAAUUUAGCAAUUUCAGUGAAAAAAGUAACUAUCCCAUUUAUGUAUUAUCUAUUAUUGCUACUGCAUAUUUUCUUUCCCCCCCAGAUUGUGAUUAAAUCGAACUCUCUUAGUAGAAUGAAGACAAUUUUCACUCAGGAGAUAUUUACAGAACAGGUGAGGACUCACAUUUUAUAUUACGUGGGAACAAGUUGUGUUUUUUUUCUUUCACCCAGCCCCCACUCCUUUUGAUUGUAUAUUGGUGGUUGACUGUACAUUUGAAACUAUUCUAUUAUAUGUAAAUAUUGAAGGGCUAUUUCCUCUCUCCCCCCCCACCCUCCAGGUUGUUACAGCACAUGCAGUUCGAGUACCUGUAACAAGCAACCUGAGUGCUAACAUCACUGGAUUUCUACCCAUUCACUGUAUAUACCAGCUUUUGAGAAGCAGAGCAUUCACAAAGCAUAAAGUGUCUAUCAAGGUAAAAAGGCUUGUAUGACAAUUGUAAUACACACUUUUAAAACCUGCAAAACACCUUCAUAAGACUUUGCCAAUAUUGGCCUUGGUGUUAAUAUUUUUGGAUAAGCUUUUCAGCUGAUUUAAUAUUUCUGGAUACACUUUUAAAAUGAUGUAAUAUUUUGGCAUUUGGAAAGACCGUUUUUUUAGAUAUAGAGAUAUAAUGAAGAAUAACAAAAUAAAAGGAAAAGUACACUCUCUGCAUACAUAUGCCCAACUUAACACAUCUAACACAAUACCACUGGGUAAGAUAAGAUUUAGGCUGCCAGACUGGACUCUACUGAUUAUUGACUGUGUAAGUAGAGUAAAUAAAACUAAAAUUGAACAGCUUAAAAAAGGUGCUUAAGAAAAUCAAAUUGAACCGUGCAAAGCUCUUAGGCCCCAACAUCCUUCAUCCAAUUCCAAUGCGAAGCUAUUCUGUCUGUGAAAAUACUACAGUCCCCAGCUUAAGUCCACUCCACCAGCCUCAGGCAACAACUAGAGCCUGUAACCAAUACCCACAGACCUGGCCACAUGUAGCGGGAUCCGUCCUUGCGCUCUUGAUCACAUUGAACUGAAGCCCUCUGCGUGUGGGCUCUACUGACGGGAUGAUACCCCAAAGAUUCCAAGCCCAGAAAUGCAGUAGCUGACUAGGGGUGUCUGAGGAUAUAACACAGAUAUUGCUUUGGUAGAGCAUCUGUGCAGUUUAGCCCAAAAUUGUAUGCAGAGCUGGUGAAAAGCUUGUAGGAGUGUAUCCUUUGUGGAGGACUGAUAAGUGAGUUCCUGGGUGGUAGCCAUCUUGCAAAUGAGGCCUCGUUCGGCAAACAAAACAGAGUAUCAAAGAUGCUUGGAAGAGGUAAGGUAAACCAUAUAAUUGGUACUGGGGUAACACUCACUGGUCCAGAGGUAGGAAAACAGGGCCCAAAUAAAAACUGCAAAUAAAGCUGGGGAUCGACCGCCUUCUCCACUUUGAUUACUUCCAGAGCAUCAGAUUUGUCCUGCGUUGCUGGUUAAAUUCAGGCAAAGAUUUGUAGGGUAUUCCUCAGGCUACUAGAGCAGGACAAAUUUGUCGCUGUAAAUCAAAAUAAAAUAUAAUUGGUACUGGGGUAACACUCACUGGUCCAGAGGUAGGAAAACAGGGCCCAAAUAAAAACUGCAAAUAAAGCUGGGGAUCGACCGCCUGCUCCACUUUGAUUACUUCCAGAGCAUCAGAUUUGUCCUGCGUUGCUGGUUAAAUUCAGGCAAAGAUUUGUAGGGUAUUCCUCAGGCUACUAGAGCAGGGCAAAUUUGUUGCUGUAAAUCAAAAUAAAUACUUAAAAUAGAUUCCUCAGGAGCUAUGUACUCUUGUGACUUGCUUGGUUGGCUGCGAGGCCCUGUUCCAAGUCAUAUAUUUUUAUAAAUUAUAUAUGUAUAUUUGAUAUUUUAAUAUUUUGAAAAUGUCAUGUUAACUCAUUUGAAAAACUUAGGGACACUAUAGGCAUCAAUUCGACUUUCGCUUAAGGAAGCAGUUUUGAUUAAAAGAUCAUACCCCUGCAGUUACACUGCUUAUUUCUAUACCAUUUAGGAGCUAAAAUCUUGUUUAUGGAGCACUAGCCACAACCCCUAUGGCUUUGGCUAACCACCAGCAUGAAAAAAGGUUUCAUUUUCAAUCAGAUGUAAACACACUUUAGAAGUUUUUUAAUCUUCUGCUCUGUAAAUUGAACUUUACACAGGAGGAUUCUUUAGUGUCUAGAAGGCUAUUAACAGAGCAGGAGAUAAGAAAUUGUUGACUUAACAGAAUCUGCGAUUAAGAAAGUUUAAACCUUAUCUCUCUCUUUACAAGAAGUGUUUAAGAAGGCUGUGCAAGUCAUAUGCAGGGAGGUGUGGUUAGGACUGUAUAAACAAAGUGAUGACAGAUAACUGAGCAAUGUAACAGUAGGGUUUAUUACGCUAAAUUAAUAUAAAGUUUAUUUUGUGCCUAUAGUGUCUCUUGAGUCCCUUAACACCGUUACAGUGUACUAUGCCGUCCUGAAAAAGGAUGACUUUAACAUCGAAUAUAGUACCAUAGUACGCUGUAACGGUCUGCAGCCCCCCUCGCACCCCCCCAGCCUGGCAUACUUAACUUGUCUGGCGAUCGCUAUCAGGCAGUCCCCCUGUAGCCAGUCCGGCCCUUCCAGGCCAUGUGAUUGUUAUGACAUCUGAACCAGUUAAAUUUGUCUGAGCUCUUCUAUUUAAUUACUGCACAUAUUACACAAAUAUAGCUGAGUCUUUUAAAUCCUUUUCAAUACCUGCUUGCCUCUUUUAGCCUAUGACUCAAAAAUUUUGUUUUGUAUUAAUUUUACUACAUUUUUUCAUGUUUAGAGCAAUCUCUUACUAUACAAUAAUGUUUUAAAUGUUUUUACUUUAUUUGUGGUUUAUUACAGGACUGGAUAUACACACAGCUUUGUGAAACAUCCACACCACUGCAUCAGCAGUUAUUACCUCUUAUUGAUGUUUACAUAAACUCUAUCAUUACCCCUGCCACAAAGUCCAGUCCAGAAGCGACCAACAAGCCUAUCACAGAACAGGAAGUAUUAAAGGUGUUCCAACCGGUAGGGGAGAGUUCCCGUUUUAAUCCGCGACACAAAAUCACAGCUCAGCUUUUGGUGCUGUAUUACGUCCUAUCGUAUGAGGAUGCCCUUUUAGCAAAUUCAAAGACGCUAGGUUGGUAAUCCUAGAAAAUAAUCUCACUAUUGCUCUCUUUCAUUCUUUUCCAUUUAAGAUGCAAAUUAAACCAUCGGAUGUGAAUGUGUGUAAUUUUUAUUUUCACUUCUUUAUAUAUUUUCCUCAUGUAUUUUUUGUUGUUGUUGUCAUUCUUUCUUUUAUUGAGGCAAUGGGGUGUAGGGUACAAAAAAUAAAGGAAGGGUGCAAUAGUAGAUAGGCACACCAUUACAUUUGCAGUAUUAUGUCAUGCACUCUUGAAAUGAAUAGCUUCUUAACUUUUUCUGGGGAAAACAAGCAAUACAGUCGCGUCCUAUUACAUACUAUAUUCGUGUUAUUAUUUAAGAUGAGUUGGUCGCAUGAGUAUUUGACCUGGUGAAUUGAACUUGCCAAAGGCUUAGGUAUCAGCGUUACCGCCCGAGUUGCAGUAUUGAGGGGGCAGUGCGCCCUUAGAUUAUGGUUUAGGACUUCUGUGUGGCAAUAGGGAAGAACCCAGUUAAUAUGUAGGGUGGAAUAUUGAGAUUUAUUAGAUAUCACUUCUCAGUAGUAGCUGAGAGGUAUCUAGCUUAUAGUGUCGUCCAACUUUGCAUGGUUAACUUACCUUAGUCAAGUUUAUGCAUUACGGGAAUGCGCUGGCUCUUCAUGGUAAUGCCCCUAACCAAGGGGGCCGCGAGGGAGUGCUUGUUGCCAAGCUCCUAUCUUAUAAAGCGGCACCAUCAUCCACGAGGCCUCUAAGGCUUUCAUUUCAACUCAAACCAACAGAACAAUAACGUGAUGAAUACAACGUUUAAAUGAUAAACUUUUAAUGCAGCCCACAGCAUCUCGAAGUAGUAUCCGCUUGCUUCCUAGUCAAGUUCCUAUUCACAUUGUCAGCUGUGAACGUGGGAUGAAGGGGACCAUGGUGGUUGGUUCCCAGCUGUGAGUGCCAUUUUUGACCUCCUUCUACCCUGUCUGGUGCAGGUAGUCCCAGUGCCCGAAACAGGGCUGGUGCUUUCUCCACCAGAGAUCUCGGCAUUGCCCAGCGAUAAGUGACACCAGCUGCUCUCAGUUGAGUAGUGAUAGAAUGGAGUGAUCGCCUCCAUUGCAAGGUGGACCUUGAGAGACCUUGGUAGAAUGUUAAUUCAGUGCCCUCAAACAGGUGGGGCGUUAUGUUGCGCAGAGCUGUCAGGAGAGCCUCGUAUUUAAAUUUUUAUAUUGCCGUGUUGCCUAGCCUUAUUAUAUUUGAUAUCAAUAUCCGAAUGCUGCCAUAUUGUUCUACCCUGUUUUUUGACGCCUUUUGUUUUCCCUUCUUUUCAAUUCUUUUGACUGAUGGAUUGUGAGUAAAGCUUAGCAACUGAAAUGGAGCUUUGCUUAAGCUUUUAUGUGAUUUGGUAUUUUUAAGAUUUGAAGGGUGUUCUUUGUGUGUUUGCUUAACUCUUCUUCUGUAAAACUAUAUACAUGCAUUUAGCAUAAUACUCAGAUGUUAUAUAUUUACAAAUGAAAAUAUGUGUUUCAUGUAAUGUUUGAAUAGGUUUACAGAUAUUCUGAAAGCAGCUGUGUCAAGAUACCAUUUUUAUUAAAUAUAUAUUUAGUCAUUUAUGUACAUACCUUUCUGAUGAGAGCAUUUAUGUUUAAAAAAUAGUAUUUUGUUCCCUUGUUUUGGCUAAGCCCAUGUGAGGAUAAUUUCACUAUGAAUGCUAGCCCUCUGCUUGCCAGACAUGAUAUGGCAAACAGAAAAUGUUUCCUAGCGGUCUAUUCACUAAACUGUCAAUUUGGUUGAAUUAACAAUACAAUUGCAACCUUAGGCCCAAAUAAUUGAAACUGCAGGAGCUGUCUCUUAAAUAAAAAACAAAAGUUUGCUUUUUCUAUCACAUACAGCAGCCAUGCAAAGAAAACCAAAAUCUUAUUCUUCAGCACUGAUGGACCAGAUUCCAAUAAAAUAUCUUAUUCGACAAGCACAUGGUCUACAGCAAGAACUGGGAGGUAUGUGUUUUGAUUCAUUCUUUAAAAUAUGUUUUAUGCAUCUAUGUAUAUCAAAGUUUUAUGUAAUGAAUUGUUGCAAGCUGGCUUUAAUUUAAUAGCAUUUAACUAGUUUUACUCUAUUUUAAUAGUCUUUAAUGUUAGUCAGACUUCAGGGUUUGUGGAACAUAAAAUAGAAAUUCCAGUGCAGAACAUACAAGAUGAAGUAGGUAGGAUGUGAAAACAUUGGAGUAAGAAUGUGUCCCCUACACUUCUACCAUUUGAAACCACAAUGCAAGCACAUAUGUCCAAGAGACAGUGAUAUUUUAAAAGGACACUUCAACCACAUAACAACAUUCAUUUGGUGAAGUCCCAUGUGCCCCCUUGCCUUAAAUUUAAAGUUAAAUUGUUUUGAAAUGGUUUAACGCCCACAUGUCCACUCACAAUGCCAUCUAUGUCCUGUAUUUAGCCGCUUUGAUAAAAGAGAAGGAUUGGCUGGGUGUGUCAGCCUCUCAUUGUGAGUAAAAAUAUGUAACGUUUAGCCAACAUUGGAUAGAUAAAUGUUAGAAUUGUAAGAAUGUAGGCCUCUUCAAUUGUUGGUGAUAUUUAAAUGGAAAUAUGCUUUGUCAGUUCUGAAAUUUAUAUAUUUUGUUUUUGAAGGUUUACAACCACUUGCAAGGCAUAUGUUCAUUGUUUAUUUUUUUAAUGAAGUUACGUUAUGUCUCUGCAAUUGGUGCUCUUCUGUAGCCUCAUAUUACACACAGUAUACUGGAUAAAGAGAAAGAUUGUGAAAUGUCAGCCGUAGGUGUUAUAUAGUCCAACCUGAACAACUGAUUGAUCAGGCAACAACACGUACACCUAUUCUUUCACUAAAGUGUGAAUUGUCUAAAAUUUGAAGAGAAUUUUCAAGUUUUAAAGCCAAAAUAGCAGAACUUAAAGUUGAAAAUCCACUUCGAAAUUUCACACUUAUUGCAAUGUAUGGCAUGGAAAGACAGGAAGCUGUAAGAGCAGGGUGCACAUUGUGGGAGUUAAGCUUCUGUGUCAUAUAUGAAUACAGUUUUUUUUUUUUAAAUAUCUGUUAGGGGUAAAGCAACGCAAGUGACCUUACUGUCUGUUUGUUUUUUGUGACUGCAUUAUAUAACAUAUUUGCAAAAGUUUAAUUUUAAUUCUAUCUGUUGUAUUAAAUAAGCAGAAACUCCGCUAUUGUCCUUUGCAGGUUUACAUUCUGCCUUGCUGCGUCUGCUUGCUACGAAUUACCCUCAUCUUUGCAUUGUGGAUGAUUGGAUCUGCGAAGAAGAGAUUACUGGAACUGAUGCUCUGUUAAGACGAAUGUUGCUGACCAGUUCUGCAAAAAGUCAUUCUCCUAAACAGCUCCAGGAAGGUAUGACAUUAAAACCAUCAGUGUUAUUUUUGAGGUGCUAGUGUAGAAAUCUUUCUAAUAAUUAAAAUACAAAACAGUAAACCCUGGUAAUACCAAAUCUCUGGAGUUUUCAUUCUCAGGGCAACAAUUAAAAGAUUUAAUACUUUUUAAUAUGAUUCAUUACAUAUAUUAAGAUUCUGUGUUACCAUUAUUAUGUAAAAGUGUUAAUGGAGGAAUGCAGCAUAUGUUGCAUUUAAAUAGGCUGAUAGUGGUGACUAUUUCUCUUUGUGAUCUGAUGAUUUGGUUGAACUGCUAGUUGUAGUAGGAGAUAAAGUGAUACUUGUAGGACAAGUAAAUGUCUAUUAAACUCCAAUAUGUUUAUAUGGAUUCCAGUAAUGAGUAUUAUGAAAUUGGCAAUCAUUAUCACUGCAAAUAACAUACAGUAUAUCUUAUAUGUUAGGAAAGCCACAAAUAAAGUGAAAUGGUGAAAGGAGUCCUUCCAGGUCAGAGAGGUGUACCGUUUAAUGUGUAGUUAGUGAAUAUUGCAUUGUAAAGCUCAGGGUACGUGAAACUAGAUUAUCAUUGAUAAAAUAAAUGUUUGGUAUGGUAUCCUGAGACAGUGAGGAGAGAAUCCGAUUAUACUGUUGAAUUAUCAAAGUGUAUGGAUAUUCAAGGUGUACACCGAAGCGGAGCAGACAAUGGAAUAUUGCUGCCUCUUUGGGCUCUAAAGAUAUCAGGUAGUCUGAAUUAUUUAUUGGAAGAGAAGACUUUGUGUUUAGUAAACUGAUCCAUUUGUGACUUUAUACAUCAGUUUAUAUUUUUAAAGAAGAAUAACCGUGUAUUCUUACUUUUUCCGUUUUUGCUGUUCAAGCUUUCUCAUUGCUACAGUGCAACCACACCCAAGUAAUGCAAAUCCUGGAACACCUAACCUUGCUUAGUGCCAGUGCUCUCAUCCCUUAUGCUGAGGUGCUCACUGCUAACAUGAGCCAGCUCCUGAAUGUUGGUGUCCCACGAAGGAUCCUUCAAACUAUCAACAAGCUCUGGAUGACAUUGAAUACUGUAAUGCCUAGAAGGUAAUGGAAUUGGUUCAAGACCCAUUCUCCAUGAUGAAAUCUAAGGAAUAUUCAAUUUAAUUCUUAGUCCAAACAAAGUUGUCGUCUUCUUAUUUUAUUUUUUUCAUAUUAAUAGUGUGUGUAUAUUAUGUUUGAAUACAUACUAUACACAUUGGUGCUCUCAGUAACUGUUACAUUACUAGAAUAAUAUAGAAUGAAAAAGCAGAGUCCGACAUAAUGUUGGUUCUCAUGUGUGAACUUUUUAUGUUUGCAUGUUUCCAAAUUAUUUUAGCAGUUCUCCUCCUCACAGAUGUAUAAUUAUCUAGUAGUAGUCAACAAUAUUUGACAGAAUUUCACCAUUAAUACUGUGUUGUCUGCCAGUUUUUUUUUAACUGAGUGCAAUACUGCUGCUUUGUGCAGCUAGGUUAGUUUGUUGUCUGCUAAAAGCAACAUGUUAUCUAAUGGGUGCUGCAUGUAAUGUGGGUGUAGACAUGUAUUUUGAAUGAUCAUUUUGUCAUUAUGCGUGCUGAAUAUGGUGUAAGUGCUGUGCUUACUCUAACAUAGAUUAGUUGGUUGUAGGUGUCGUAUUUUAUUAUUUCCCUUACAUGCACAGUAAUUUAGAAAUAUAUAUAUAAAUCUAACUAUGCUGUAUGAAUACGAGAAUAUAUAUGUUUAAGCAAGUAAACCAUAAUUAACUUUCCACUAGGUUGUGGGUGAUGACGGUGAAUGCAUUACAACCUCCAUUAAAGUUAGUUCGACAACACAAGUACACACAGAAUGAUUUGAUGAUUGACCCUCUCAUUGUACUACGAUGUGAUGCUAGAAUACAAAGGUUGGUAUUCCUGUACUUUCUUUUUGCUUUAAAAUUGUCCAGUUAUCUUGUAUAAACCACUCUGUAAUUUUUUAUGAAUAAUGGUGUUUUUUGUUUUCUGUUUAUCUCUAGGUGCCCCCCACUUAUUGAUAUCACUCUGCAUAUGCUGAAUGGGUAUCUUUUGGCAUCAAAGGCUUACUUGAACUCGUACCUCAAAGAGACAGCAGAUCAGGAUAUUAAACCAUCACCGAAUAAUGCAGUAGGCCUGGCAGGACAGUCAGAGACUAUGGAAGUUACUAGAGAAGAACUGAAAAAUGCAUUGCUUGCUGCUCAGGUAUAUAUUCUGAAAAUACAUUUUCAUAACUGUUUUCUAAAUGCUGGGAUGUCAUUUUACAGAGUAUUUUUUUCUCUUCUGGUUGCUUUAAUAUGGGUGUAUAGGUAACAUAUUUUCAAUAACUUACCCUUUUGGUGUAAGAGACUUGCAGUUUUAGUUUAAUGUAUGGUUAAAGUCAUUAUCAUUGAAGGAUCUAAUUGAGAUCGUUCCCUGCAUCUCUUCCUGAAAUUUAGAGGAAGUUGUUUCAGACGGCUCUCUAUCAAGUAAUGUGCCCAAUGUGGAAUGCUGUUCACUAAAUUGUCCAAUGUUCAGCAACAGACAUAACUCUUAGACUAGAAAGAGGUUUGACCAGCCAGGAGUUUCUCACUCUAAUCUGUGGGAUCUCAGGUCAGGAAUGGAGCUGCUGAAUAAGCUAGCAAUAAUUUUGCUGUUCUCAUGCCAGUCCCAUCCCAGUUAGUUUUGUGAGUAGCUUUACACACCGUAUUCUAAUAAGGCUGUGAACUGCACAUGUGCACAGAUUGUUUUGCAGCACCAUCUGUCAUAUUAAGUACACACAAAUAUUGUGUGAUUUUUUUUUUUAUUUUUUUUUAUUUUUUUGGAUUUUUGUUUGUACUUCUUAUUUGUAGUAGUCUACUCUAAAUUAAAUGGUGUAGAUGUUUUUGUAACAGGAGACCGAUACUGAUUUGGGAAUAUGCUUCCAUGCCUUUCUUUUAUAAUAGGAUAGUGCUGCUGUACAGAUAUUGCUGGAGAUAUGUCUUCCUACAGAAGAGGAGAAAAAACAAGACCCUACACUUUCCCAGCCAUUGGAAGAAGAAGAAAAUUUGUUGUGCAACCUUAGAGAGGUGCAGUGUCUUAUCUGUUGUUUGCUGCAUCAAAUGUUCAUUGCAGACCCCAACAUCGCUAAGCUGGUGCAUUUUCAGGUUAGUAGAGUUGUUAAUAUGCGCACUUUAAAUGAAAGAUUAUACCUAACUACAUGCAAUAUUUAUUUCAGCACAAACGUAAUUUUAUGCUUAUUCUAGCAUAAGACUAUAGGGACACUAUAGUCACCAGAACAACUACAGCUUAAUGUAGUUGUUCUGGUGAGUAUAAUAGCUCCCUUCAGGCAUUUUCAUGUAAACACUGCCUUUUCAGAGAAAAGUCCGUGUUUACAUUGCCCCUGGCUCAGGGCUGGGCAGUAAGCCCUGCCGUUUAGCGUCCCUACGCUCUGCUGAAUUUUCCUCAUAGAGAUGCAUUGAUUCAGUGCUUCUAUAUGAGGAGGUGCUGAUUGGCCAAAACAGCAUUUGGCCCCGCCCCCUUGCCAAUUUUAGCCAAUUCAAUGCUUUUCCCAUUGGAGAACAUUGGAUUGGCUACAAAUCGUCAAAUUUGAUGAUGUCAUCAAGUGGGCUGGGCCAGCAUCGGCAGACCCGUGGAGAGCUGAAAAUAAUGUGUGUUUUAACCCAUUCUGCGGGGGCUAAGGGGAGUGGCAAGUCACCUAAAUGGUUGGUUUUCACUAUAGGGUCAGGAAUACAUGUUUGUGUUCCUGGUCCUAUAGUGAGUCUUUAAUAUAAUUAUGUAAAAUCUGUACCUAUUCAUUUAAAGAGGAACUAUUACUUAUGUGGAAAUUACACUAUUGAAUAAAAAUACAAAAAUCACCCAUAACUUGCUUACCUUUUUUAUUUUAAAAUUGUUAAAGAUUUAGCAAAAGAUUUAUCUGAAAAGUGAUGCAAAAAUUGUAAAAGGGGAAGAGUCAUAAGUGAAAUGUACCUGCUUGAUUCACUGAUUUCCAUUGAGAUUGCCCCUAUUUUAGUAUCUAAGAUCAUUUUUUAGAACAGAGCACUUUGACGAAUCUCCUCUACUGUUUUAUUUCUCAACUCAACGCUAUAUUUUCUCUGUGGUAACUAGCAGAUGCAAGGGAUAGAGCUUACAAAAAAUCAUUGACAGAGACCUAAGAUGGAGGUGCAAUGUUGCAGGAUAAAUAGACAUGGAUUUCUACAUCUAUUUAUGUAUUUAUUAUGUCUAUACAUCACAAAUACAUGUUUGUUAAAUAUGAGGAUAAUUGUAUACAAUAUUAAAUGGGAAAUGUUUCCCAUUCCCUUUUUAAGGUAAAAUAGAAAUACCUUAAUAUCAAUAAAGGUUAUAUUAUCUACUUAUGGCCAUUGUUAUUUAAUGUUUUGUAUAUGUAAUGUUUUGUAUUACAGUUGAUUUAUAUAGAAUUCCUGACAAUAUAUACCUUAAAUAAACACUAUAGUGUUAGGAAUGUAAACCUGUAUUCCUAGCACUAGAGUGUCCCUGUCCCUAGUUGUAUAGAGGUCUUAAUAAUGCCCUUCCCCCAAUUUAACACAUUGCCCCCUCCUCCCACCACUCUAAUACACUGCCCACUACCUCACCCAAUAUAAUACAUUGCCCCCUCCCUCCCCCAAAUGAAUACAGUGCCUCCUCCCUCAAAUUAAUACACUGUCCGCCUCCCCUUCACCCCUCCCCACAAUUUAAAGAAUACUGUAGUGCCAGGAAUACAAAGCUGUAUUCCUGGCACUACCCAUCCCUCUGCCUCCCCUCCCCCAUUAUUUACUUACCUUAUCUUAGUGCCGAUAUCCCUCGGUGCUGGGUCUAAGCUCUGUCCCACGACGAGUGCGGCAAAUGCUGCGCGCGCUUUACACCUGCCCUUAGGAAAGCAUUGUAUCCGUGCUUUCCUAUGGGGAAAAUCUGAUGCUGAGGACGUCCAGCAUUAGAUAACGGACCAAAAGUCCAUUACGAUUCCGGAAGCGCCCCCCAGUGGCUGUCUGGUAGACAACCACUGAGGGCAGACUUUGUGCUGCAAUGUAAACAUUGCAGUUAUCUGGAACUGCAAUGUUUUUUACAUUGCAGCCCUACGUGCAAAAGGUACACAGCACCCAGACCACUUAAAUGAGCUGAAGUGGUCUGGCCUACAGUAAUACACUUGCCCCCUCCCACCUCCAAAUUAAUAGACUGCAUCCUCCCUCCUACAAAUUAACACACUGUUCCCUCCCUCCCUCAAAUUAUUACACUGGCCCCCUCCCUCCCUUAAAUUAAUACUUCCAUCUCCCUCCCUAAUUUAACACACUACACAGGAAAAUCCCCCAAGCCCCUCUUCUCCUACUUUAAAAUGAGCUGCCCAUCCUCCAGUUCCAGCCCUUUUUUUCUCUGCUCAAGCAGGCCUGACGCUCCUCUGGCACUGAGAUCGGAGAGGGAAGGUAGAGUGGCUGGCCUGCUCUGCAGACAGACAGACACUCUGUGCUAUUGUGGGAGGGAAGACAAGGAUCAGACAGGAAAGAUCUUUCCUGUCUUGUGGCUGCCACAGCACAAAGCAGACCAAUGGGUCGCAAAUUUUACAUGCCUGAUGUAGAAGUCUUCAAAUGCUGUGACCCAGGGUGAAUUUGUGUUGCUUUUUUAUUUAUUUUUUUACAUAUACCUCAUUUAACAAAGAAUCCAUUUCCUUGAUGGAUAAAUUAAUUUAUGUUCAAGAAUUGUGUUGAGGUGGCAACUGUCCUUUAAUAAAAUAAAGGUUUUACUCACCUGUUUCCAUCACAGAGACUCUCUUGGAGCUGCUCACCUCUUUACUUCCAGCAACUUCCAACAUUCUUGAGGAACAUCAGUUUCUCUGGUGAUGGCCCAAUCCAAUGCUCCUCACAGAGGAAUAUUGGGAAUGUGAUGUGCUAGUGCCAUACAUGCAUCCAAUGCUUCUCAUAGAAAGCAUUAAAUCAAGUGCUUUUCUAUUAGGUGUUGCAUCACAUGACCAAGUUUUACUCACUCAAUGAAGUGAGGUAAACACUGCCUUUUCUUAAAAAUGGCAAAGUUUUACCUUGAAGGAUUAAAGUGACAGGACCACUCCAUCAUUCAUUGAGAUAAAGUAGUCUGGGUGACUUUAGUGGUCCUUUAAUAAAUAACUCUGAGAAGUAAUGGUGUUUAGCAAUAAAUGUCUAUAUAUUUUAUUUUAUAUAUAUAUAUAUAUUUUUAUUUUUAUUUUUUUAUGGUCACAGGGAUAUCCAUGUCAACUAUUGCCACUCACAGUUGCUGGAAUACCAUCAAUGCACAUAUGUUUGGAUUUUAUUCCAGAACUCAUAGCUCAGCCUGAACUGGAGAAGCAGGUAAUUUCCUUCCUAUUCGUUAGAAAACAUUAGAGGGACACUAUAGUCGCCAAAACAACUAAAGCUUAACAAAGCUGUUUUGGUGUAUAGAUCAUGCCCCUGCAGGCUUACUGCUUAAUUCUCUGCCAUUUAGGAGUUAAAUCACUUUUGUUUCUGUCCAUGAAGCCCUAGCCACACCUCCUCUGGUUGUGAAUGACACAGUCUGCAUGAAAACAAAAUGGUUUCAUUUUCAAUCAGAUUUAACUUACUUUAAACGUUUUCAUCUCCUGCUCUGCAAAUUGAACUUUAAUUACAUACAGGAAGCUCCUGCAGCGUCUAGCAAGCUAUUAACAGAGCAGAAGAUAAGAAAUACUAAAUUAAACAGAAUUUGCGGUAAAGGAAGUGUAAACAUUAGAUGACUCUUUACAGGAAGUGAUUCGGAAGGAUGUGUAAGUCACAUGCAGGGAGGUGUUACUAGGGCUGCAUAAACAAAGUUUAUGCUUUAACUCCUAAAUGGCAGAGAAUUGAGCAGUGAGACUGCAUGAUCUAUACUUCAUUAUUAAGCUCAAGUUGUUUUGGUGACUAUAGUGUCCCUUUAAGUUAGUAAUGCAAUAUUUUCCAUACGUCUGUUUGCAAGAACCUCUUUUACUGUUGUUUCUGUGUGAUUUAUCUUCUUUGUGCAAUUGUUGUCUUUACAGAUAUUUGCUAUUCAACUUCUCUCGUAUUUGUGCAUCCAGUAUGCCUUGCCAAAAUCUCUUAGCAUGGCUCGCCUUGCAAUUAAUGUAAUGGGAACACUGCUCACAGGUACAAUUUCCAUUAUCAAACACUGUAUAUUCCAGAUAAAUGAUGUACUUAUAACAAGACGAACCAAGAAGCACAUACAUGAAUGUAGGUGAGAGCACACACAUAAAUCGGUGUUCUGUUUCCACUUCAGGCUUCUGUACACAUAAAAUCCAUGGCUAGAUAUCUGUAAUAAAAUAAAGAAUACAGAUCAUAGCGUAAAAUGUAACCGAAUAUACAAUCUUUAAAAAAACCAAUUGGUCAAACUCACAUGGUGCUGAGCCUAUUAUUAGCAGGCUCAGACUUUCAGGCUCUUCAGUAUAUGUGACCUUCCGAAUUCUGCUUACACGUCGUCUUAGAGGCUGUCAUCCUUAACUGGAACAAACCGAAAUCAAAAACUUUCAUUUACAUUGACAGAGGCCUUGAAAGUGGUUUAUUGCCUGUAGGACCCGAUGUGAACUUUUGUGACUCCUGUACAGGGCCGGUUUGAGCCGCCCAUCUUUCAAGCUGGAAUAAUUAUUUAGCGCGUGCCUCCGGCCAUGUUAUCGGGUUCUAGAGAGCACUUACAUGGCUGCUGACGAGCGCCUGGUAGAACACCGGCAUCCACCUCAGUCUGCAAAGCUAGGGGCUCCCACCCCCCAACAUCUACAGCGGUGGCAGUGCAAGGGCACAUUAUUUGCUCACUCCUGCCCCUUGCCCUAUACGUGGGGACAAGUGGGCGGAAGGAUAGCAGGAAGAGAGUCUCAGACUGGAAGACUGAAGCGCCACCAGGCACAGAAAUGUGCCUAAAACACACAAACUGAUAUGCAAAAUGAAGUUAAGAGGGUUAAUGGGUCCUUGCUGUCUGUGUUUCAGAGAAUGUGUGCUUGGAUCAGUGUGUGUCUGCUUGGAUCAGUGUAUUUCUGUCUGCAUGGGUUAGUGUGUGUCUUUAUGCGUGGGUGAGUGUGUGUUUGUCUACAUGGACCAGUGUUGGUGUGUGUUUCUGUAUACAGUCAGGUCCAUAAAUAUUGGGACAUCGACACAAUUCUAAUCUUUUUGGCUCUAAACACCCAACACAAUGGGUUUGAAAUGAAACAAACAAGAUGUGCUUUAACUGCAGACUUUCAGCUUUAAUUUGAGGGUAUUUACAUCCAAAUCAGGUGAACGGUGUAGGAAUUACAACAGUUUCUAUAUGUGCAACCCACUUUUUAAGGGACCAAAAGUAAUGGGACAGAUUAACAGUCAUAAAUCAAACUUUCACUUUUUAAUACAUGGUUGCAAAUCCUUUGCAGUCAAUUACAGCCUGAAGUCUGGAACGCAUAGACCUCACCAGACGCUGGGUUUCAUCCCUGGUGAUGCUCUGCCAGGCCUGUACUGCAACUGUCUUCAGUUCCUGCUUGUUCUUGGGGCAUUUUCCCAGUUUUGUCUUCAUCAAGUGAAAUGCAUGCUCAGUCGGAUUAAGGUCAGGUGAUUGACUUGGCCAUUUCCCUUAAAAAACUCUUUGGUUGCUUUUGCAGUAUGCUUCGGGUCAUUGUCCAUCUGCACUGUGAAGCGCCGUCCAAUGAGUUCUGAAGCAUUUGGCUGAAUAUGAGCAGAUAAUAUUGCCCGAAACACUUCAGAAUUCAUCCUGCUGCUUUUGUCAGCAGUCACAUCAUCAAUAAAUACAAGAGAACCAGUUCCAUUGGCAGCCAUACAUGCCCAAGCCAUGACACUACCACCACAAUGCUUCACUGAUGAGGUGGUAUGCUUUGGAUCAUGACAAGUUCCUUUCCUUCUCCAUACUCUGGUACAAGUUGAACUUGGUCUCAUCUGUCCAUAGGAUGUUGUUCCAGAACUGUGAAGGCUUUUUUAGAUGUUGUUUGGCAAACUCUAAUCUGGCCUUCCUGUUUUUGAGGCUCACCAAUGGUUUACAUCUUGUGGUGAACCCUCUGUAUUCACUCUGGUGAAGUCUUCUCUUGAUUGUUGACUUUGACACACAUACACCUACCUCCUGGAGAGUGUUCUUGAUCUGGCCAACUGUUGUGAAGGGUGUUUUCUUCACCAGGGAAAGAAUUCUUCGGUCAUCCACCACAAUUGUUUUCCGUGGUCUUCCGGGUCCUUUGGUGUUGCUGAGCUCACCGGUGCGUUCUUUCUUUUUAAGGAUGUUCCAAACAGUUGAUUUGGCCACACCUAAUGUUUUUGCUAUCUCUCUGAUGGGUUUGUUUUUUUCAGCCUAAAAAUGGCUUGCUUCACUGAUAGUGAUAGCUCUUUGGAUCUCAUAUUGAGAGUUGACCGCAACAGAUUUCAAAUGCAAAUAGCACACUUGAAAUGAACUCUGGACCUUUUAUCUGCUCCUUGUAAAUGGGAUAAUGAGGGAAUAACACACACCUGGCCAUGGAACAGCUCAGCAGCCAAUUGUCCCAUUACUUUUGGUCCCUUGAAAAGUGGGAGGCACAUAUAUAAACUGUUAUAAUUCCUACACCGUUCACCUGAUUUGGAUGUAAAUACCCUCAAAUUAAAGCUGAAAGUCUGCAGUUAAAGCACAUCUUGUUCAUUUCAUUUCAAAUGCAUUGUGGUGGUGUAUAGAGUCAAAAAUAUUAGAAUUGUGUUGAUGUCCCAAUAUUUAUGGACCUGACUGUAUGUGUUUGCCUGCAUGGGUCAGUGUGUGUGUUUCUGCAUGGGUCAGUGUGUGUUUCUGUUUCUGCAUGGGUCAGUGUGUGUUUCUGUUUCUGGAUGGGCCAGUGUGUGUGUGUGUGUGUGUGUGUGUGUCUGGAUGGGUCCGUGUGUGUGUGUAUGCAUUGGUCAGUGUGCAAUGUGUGUGUACAUCAGUCUACAGGGUCAGUGUGUGUGUGCAUCAGUCUGCAUGGGUCAGUGCAUUUGUGCCAGUUUGCAUGAUUCGGUGUUUGUCUGCUUGAGUGGGUGGAGUGACUGGGCAGCAAGCACAUUUUCUACUGGUCCUCCUCCUGUCAUAAAACAGAAUUAAUAUAUGGUUUGACCAGCUUAACUUUAAAUAACAAAUGUUUUCCAUGAUCAAAGGACAGGGAAAGGAUUAUUAUUUAUUUUUUAAAGAAUAGACCUAAAUGGGAUCUGGAUACUUUAAAUCUUUUUUCUUCACACAGGGACACAAAGUAGCCCACCAAUUAGUUUCUCUCCACUUUAAAACGCACAACAAAGUGGAGGGAGGCGGAUCGGAUUUGGUCUGCCUUGGCAAUAACAGCAUUAACCUCACGAUCACCACAACCUCUGUGAUCUGGUGUUAGUUUUAGUACAUGACGGAAAUUAUUUGAUUUUUUUUUUUCUUCUUAUUUUCUUAUCUUUUCAGUUCUUACACAAGCCAAACGUUAUGUAUUUUUUAUGCCAACGCUGCCUUGUUUGAUAUCCUUCUGCCAAGCUUUUCCUCCGUUAUACCAGGAUAUCAUGUCACUACUCAUUCAGAUUGGUCAAGUGUGUGCAUCAAAUGUAGCUACUCAGACGAGGGAUGUAGACCCAAUCAUUACACGUAAGUAGCGGUAUUUUAAAGUCUUUUUACACUCUCUCUCCAAAUAUUUUGUACUUGGAAGUAACCACAUUUGGCCAAGGUUAUAAAAUCAGAUGGUAAGUAAAAUAUUGUAUGUAAUUUCCUUUUUAAAUUUUACAAAUGAUUUUUUUUGCAAUCAAAAUAGGUCUCCAGCAGCUGAAAGAGAAGCCCAAGGAAUGGACUGAUACUUACAAACUUUCAUUGUUGCCAGUUGUUGCUGUAAAGGACACAGACAGUUUGGAUCCAGAUGUGCAGCUAUGCCAACGUAUUGAAAGCACUAUAAUUGAAAUAAUUAACAUGAGCGUUACAGGAGUUUAAAGAAUAGCUAUUUAUUUCAUCCUUUAUCCUGGAUAAGCAUUAGAUUAACUGAACAAGAACAGUACAGAGGAUUGUGCCUUAGUGAACUUUGCAAUCUUUUUAUUUUAAUAAACAGCCGUGCUAUAGCUAUGCCUUGAACUAGCUGCAGGUGGCGAUAAAAGCUUCUUUUUUUUUUUUGUUGAGAAUUUUGACUACUGAAUCUCAAUGCAAUCUACAGGAUUUCAUACCAAACAGGAAAAAGAGGACUGAGCGAAUCUUGGCGAUUGAAAUGUGCUGUGUUUAAUUGACCUCACCUAUUGCACACAUUUUGCUACAUUUAGAAGUAACAAGUACUGCAUAUUUAUUUGAAUCAAAAUAUUAUUGUGCAUAAUAUUAUUUUGAAAAAGCUAGUAUACUGGCACUGCCGAUUCCCAAACAUUAAGAAAAGGAUCACGUAUCAGAGUUCCAUAUAAGAAUAUGACACCCUUUAGGAAUACUAAAUGUCAGCAUUCCUAUGGUGUUCCAAGUAACCAGGUGUAUAUUACAAGCAAUGGCUGUGAUGCCUUUUCAAACCAUAGAAGUGUAAAAUAAACAAAAAAGUUAAGUGAAUCUUACUUUUCUAUCAACAGUGCUGUAUUUACAACAGUGAAGGAUUGUUAAAUUUAAUGUGUUAUUGUAAACUAUGUAAAUAUGGAUUGGAUUGUAAACAUGAUUUUUUUUGUAGUUUGGUUUGUAUGUUUCUUACUGCUGGGCUUUUGCCAACUUCCUCCAUCCACAAAAUUAUUUAAUGUGUACAAUUGUUCUAAAAUAUAAAUUUUAUACAGUUUUUUUUGG